UUCUGGGCUAAGUUUACAGAACUACUGCUACGAAGCUGCUUGAUUGUUAGCUGAACUAAAUUCCUUGAGGUUGGCGGAGAAAAAUAAUUUCUUUCCAGUCCUCAAACAGUGAGGUGUGGCCUUUGAUUGGAAGCGCUGAAGCCAGGCAAUUAGAGGGAAGAUUCAUAGGUGCUUUCAGGAUCUAAGUCACCAUGUCUCAGCCAUCAGAAGGAUGUGCAGCUGACCAGGGCCAGACCUGUGAAGAAACCCAGAACCUACAGGUUGCAGCAGCCUCCGUUGAUGUUGAGGAACCAUGUUCCUCAUCUCAACUUCUUAUGGCUAGCAGCUGGGAUGAUCCUGCAGAUGAGACACCCAGUACUUCUGGAGGUCUUCAGCAUCCCUCUGCCUCUUCAAGCAAGUCUGCUGAGGAUCUUGGUAACCAAGAAGUGCAGGAUAACCCAGUCAUUCCACCAGUGCAGGAUAACCCAGUCAUUCCACCAGAUCAGCCAGAUGAUAGCACAAAUGUACCUGUGAUGACUGUAGAUGGGAAAGUUGAUUUCUUGGUGAAUUACAUGCUGUACAAGUAUCAGGUGAAAGAGAUGAUGAGUAUGGAUGAUAUAAUGGUACUCAUUGUCAAAGAAGAUGUGGCUCAUUAUUAUGAAAUCCUCAUGAGAGCUGCUGAGCGCAUGGAGUUGCUCUUUGGGCUGGAUGUGAGGGAGAUAGAUCCUAUCAACCAUUGCUAUGCUCUUUUUAUUAAAUUAGGUCUCACCUACGAUGGGAUGCGCAGUGAUGAGUAUAGCUUUCCUAAGACUGGUCUCCUGAUACUCAUCCUGGGCAUAGUCUUCAUGAAGGGCAACCGUGCCACUGAAGACGAGAUUUGGGAAGUAUUGAAUCCACUGGGAAUCUAUGCUGGGAUGAAUCAUUUCAUCUUUGGUGACCCUAGAGAGCUGAUAACUGAUGAGUUUGUGAGGGAGCAAUACCUGGAAUACCAGCCAGUAGCCAACAGUUAUCCCAUGCAGUAUGAGUAUGUGUGGGGCCUACGGGCUAAAGCUGAAACUAGUAAGAUGAAAGUGUUAGAGUUUGUGGCCAAGGUUCAUGGGUCAAACCCUCUUGCAUUCGCUUCUCAGUAUGAAGAAGCACUGAUAGAAGAAGAAGAGAGAACCCUUGCCCUGAUAUUAGAGCAUGCUGGCCCGAGUUCUGCUUCUGGUGAAAGUUCUGGUGAUGCAAGCAGCAACUUCUCUUACUUCUAGUACAGUCAGAGAUCAAUUACUCCUGUAUAAUUUACAGAGAGAUUUUAGAGUUGAGAGAGAAAAUGUAGGAUCUAUGUUGACAUAGAGAGAAGGCAGAGUCUUAGCUGCACAGUUCUAAUUGAUCUAACUACCAUGCCAUUUUUCUUUCAUUGUUUGCCUUUUAUAUUUGAAUGUACUUGUACUUAAAAUCAGUUUCAAAAUUUCUACUUAAUACCAUUCACAAAUUUAAUAAUAAGAGCUUUGUCAUAACAUAAGUUGGGAAAUAAUCCCAUCUAUCUGUACAAUUAUCUGGAGUAGUAAAACAUGCAUUUUCUAAGCUCCUACCUUUUCAACAGCUUUGUUCUAAUUAUUUUCUUUGUACCUUUUUAUUUCUCAGUAAAAUUAAAUGCUGUGUAUGGAGUUGUUUACUUUAUAGUUGCCAAGGAUAAUAAAAGUCAAGAAACUUUACCUCAA
Molecule: messenger RNA, 1682 nt
Organism: Mastomys coucha (southern multimammate mouse)
Lineage: Eukaryota; Metazoa; Chordata; Mammalia; Rodentia; Muridae
Gene: Mageb16
Product: MAGE family member B16
Exons: 4
Coding region: 192-1229 (345 amino acids)
Biological process (GO): negative regulation of transcription by RNA polymerase II
Cellular component (GO): nucleus
Source: RefSeq, a predicted model, not a curated record